AUGGACCAAGGGGAAUUCUUCCUGAGCAUGUCCGUCACCGACCGACGAGUCCACUUCAGUUGGGAGGUGAUUUUUGUCUAUGGUCCUGUGGACCAUGGGCGCUCAGCCACCUUCCUUGCCGAGCUGAAAGAUAAGGUGGAGAGGUGCACCACUCCAGUAGUGGUGGCCGGGGACUUCAACCUCAUUAGGUGUGCUUCUGAAAAAAGCUCGCCUAAUGUUUAUCAGGUCCGCAUGCGUCUAUUCAAUGACUGCAUUGCGGACCUUGCGCUUCAUGAGAUAGCCCGCGUAGGGGCUAGGUUCACUUGGACGAAUAAGCAGGCGGACCCCAUCCAGAGUGUCUUAGAUAGUGUCUUUGUGUCGGCCCAGUGGGAAGUGGUGUUCCCAUUGUGCUCACUCAAAGCGGUCACUCGGAUUGGCUCCGACCAUACCCCCCUGCUUUUCUCGCUGGGGGGCCAUGAAGGGCUGGGGGCGAACCUUGGCGCUGACAUCCGGGCCCGUAAAGGGGCCCUGCUAGAUCAGAUUAAGGUGCCGGAUGGCCUUGCAGACGGGCAGGGCCUGUCUCCUGACGAUUGGCUUAGGAGAUACUCCCUCGAGGCCUCGUUCAUGGACAUCUACAAGAGCGAGGAGCUGAGGAAAUGUGCCAUCCCUUUCCUCUGGGAUGGGGAUGCCCUUCUGGAGAACCCAGUUGACAUCUCCACCCAUAUAUACUCCUUUUAUAAGGAGCUGUUCUCGGCUGAGCCGCGUGGAGGUGUCUCCCUCUGCGCUGAUUUCCGGCCGCUUGCAGACCAGGUCUCUGAUGCGGAGAAUGCGGAACUUACUCUCUCAUUCUCUCCUGAGGAGGUGGGUCGGGCGAUUGCUUCUAUGAAAGCUUGCUCGGCCCCGGGGCCGGAUGGCCUCCCGGUAGUUUUCUUCCAGAAAUUCUGGGAGAUCCUACGUCCGGUCAUUAUGCCCAUGUUCCAUGAGUUCUAUAUUGCCCUGGACAUGGCUAGGAUUAACUAUGGUGUCAUAUCUCUGAUCCCGAAAGUAGUUGGGGCUACAGAUAUUCGGCAGUUCCGCCCCAUCACGGUGAUCAACAUGCUGGAUCGAAUCUUUGUGAAGGUUUGCGCGACCCGUUUAUCCCCUGUGGCGGAAAGGAUUGCCCACCCCCUUCAGUCCGCGUUCUUGAAGGGCUGGCGGAUCCAUGACGGGAUUCUUGCCCUUCACGAGAUCGUCCACGAGGUGGCGUUGAAGGGGCUUAAGGGGGUCUUCCUCAAAUUGGACUUCCAGAAGGCAUAUGAUCAUCUGGACUCGUCCUUUUUGAGGUUGGUGAUGCAGCGACGAGGUUUUGACGAGAGGUGGUGUUCCUGGAUCAUGCAACUUGUUAGAUCUGGCUCAGACUCGGACAUUGUCAAUCUUAAGUUCCUUCUGCUCUGCUUUGAGAAAAUGUCUGGACUUAAGAUUAACUUUGAUAAGAGCGAGGUGGUGGUCCUUGGCUACUCAGAGGCUGAGCAGCUUCGGAUCGCGGAUAACCUCAACUGUAGGUUGGCGUCAUUCCCCAUAUCCUACUUGGGGAUGCCCCUGGCUGAGUCCAGGAUUUUGGGACAACCCCUCCUGGCUUGCUCUCACUCGGCUGGGUCCCAGUUCUGGAAAUCUAUUCAGGCCAUCAAGGAAGAGAUUAGGCUGAGCUUGCGUUUCUCAGUUGGCAAUGGGUCUGGGACCCAGUUUUGGUUGGACCCUUGGUUGGAGGGCGAGCCUCUCCGCUUGCAGUUCCCGAGGCUCUUUGCGAUUUGUCACGACCCGGCCAUCCUUGUUUCUGUGGCUGCUUUGGAUGAGGGACGGAACAUUGCGUUCCGCCGCUCAUUCGGACCAGAUGAGGCAUUAUGUCGUGUGCCGGUUCUAUAG
Messenger RNA from Aegilops tauschii subsp. strangulata, 1881 nucleotides. RefSeq lists its product as uncharacterized. The record is from RefSeq and is a predicted model, not a curated record. Lineage: Eukaryota; Viridiplantae; Streptophyta; Magnoliopsida; Poales; Poaceae. Gene Ontology annotation, molecular function: catalytic activity.